This is a messenger RNA of Clonostachys rhizophaga, 2778 nucleotides long. NCBI's taxonomy places the organism in Eukaryota, Fungi, Ascomycota, Sordariomycetes, Hypocreales, Bionectriaceae. The record is from the annotation of a GenBank genome assembly.
AUGCCACCAUACGCCGACAAUGCCGCCGCCCAGAAGUCAACCUGGAGCUCUCCUUAUAAUGUUGUUCACGACUCCAUCUCCUUCAAUGAUGGCCAACUCCAAGCCAUCAUACUGAAGACGAUCAAUAUCGAGGGUGCCACCGAGCGCUUCCCCCUGACUGUGACGUUCCACAAGUCCGGAACCGCACGAGUAACAGUUGAUGAGGAGAAGAGGAAGAAGAAGGAAAUCACACUGAGACACGAUAGUCAAGCGAGAAAAGAGCGUUACAACGAGGCCGAGAAGUGGGUUGUUGUGGGCGGUGUCGAUAAGGAUGAGAAUGCCAAGAUCUCUCACCAGGACAAAGACCAAGUCAACAUCAACUACGGUCCAGACUCCAAAUUUGAGGCAGUCAUUCGACUGUCGCCGUUCGAGGUUGAUUUCAGACGAGAUGGCGACUCCCACGUUAAAUUCAACGACAAUGGCCUUUUCAACAUGGAGCAUUGGCGACCCCACGUCGAGAACCCUGCGCCUAAGGAGGGAGAGGAGGCAGCCCAGGUGGAGGUUGCCCAGAAAGAGGAUGAGAGCACCUGGUGGGAUGAAUCCUUUGGCGGAAACACCGACUCAAAACCUCGUGGCCCUGAAAGUGUCGCGCUUGAUAUCUCCUUCCCUGGGUACGAACACGUGUAUGGUAUCCCCGAGCACACGGGACCGAUGUCGCUGAAGCAGACGCGGGGAGGGGACGGCAAUUUCGAGGAGCCUUACCGCCUGUACAACUCGGAUGUUUUCGAGUAUAUUUUAGACAGCCCCAUGACUCUUUAUGGUUCCAUUCCUUUCAUGCAGGCACACCGAAAGGGCUCGUCUGUUGGGGUUUUCUGGCUGAACGCUGCUGAGACUUGGGUGGACAUUGUCAAGGCCAAAGACUCCAUCAACCCCCUGAGCCUCAGCACUCCCAAGACGACAACCAAGACCCACUGGAUCUCCGAGAGUGGUGUCCUUGAUGUCUUUGUCCUCUUGGGCCCCACCCCUAAAGAUCUCACAAGCACUUAUGGCGAGCUUACUGGCUACUCUGCUAUGCCCCAAGAGCUGGCCAUCGGAUAUCACCAGUGCCGAUGGAACUACAUUUCCGACGACGAUGUCAAGGAUGUUGAUCGUAAGAUGGACAGGUUCAAGAUCCCCUACGACGUCAUUUGGCUUGACCUCGAGUAUACCGACGACAGAAAGUACUUCACGUGGGAGCCUCAUUCCUUUGCCGACCCUAUUGGCAUGGGCAAGCAGCUACAAGAGCAUGGCCGUGGCUUGGUUCUCCUGAUUGAUCCCCACAUCAAAAAGGUUGACGGCUACUCUCAAAGCUCAGAACUCGUCUCUAAGGAUCUUGCGGUUCAUAACAAGGACAACAACAUCUACGACGGUUGGUGCUGGCCUGGAAAUUCCAACUGGAUCGAUUGCUUCAACCCCAAGGCCAUCGAGUGGUGGAAGGGUCUUUUCAAGUACGACGCUUUCAAGGGAACUUUGGAGAACACCUUCAUUUGGAACGAUAUGAGCGAGCCUUCCGUUUUUAAUGGACCGGAAACCACUAUGCCCAAGGACAACAUCCACUACGAGAACUGGGAGCACCGAGACGUCCACAACUUGAACGGUCUCACCUUCCAAAACGCGACCUUCCAGGGUAUGGUGACUCGAAAGAAGGGUGAGCUCCGGCGACCAUUUAUCCUCACGCGCUCGUUCUAUUCCGGCUCCCAGCGUCUGGGUGCGAUGUGGACUGGUGACAACCAGGCUGCCUGGGACCAUCUGGAAGCAUCGAUCCCCAUGAUUUUGAACCAGGGCAUCUCUGGUUUCCCCUUUGCUGGAGCUGAUGUCGGUGGCUUCUUCGGCAACCCUGAGAAGGAUCUCCUUGUCCGUUGGUACCAGACGGGUGCUUUCUACCCCUUCUUCAGGGCCCAUGCUCACAUUGACUCCCGUCGCCGUGAACCCUACCUGCUUGGCGAGGAACACACUGCCAUCGCCACGGCCGCCAUCCGACUCCGGUACACCCUGCUCCCAGCCUGGUACACUGCCUUUUACGAGGCCAACAAGGACGGAAGCCCUAUCGUCCGACCUAUGUACUGGACACAUCCUUCGGAAGAAGCUGGUUUCGCCAUCGACGACCAGCUCUUUGUGGGCUCGACCGGUCUGCUUGCAAAGCCUAUCACCAAGCAGGACCAGUUUUCAACCGAUAUCUGGAUCCCCGACGACGAGGUGUACUACGACUACUUCACAUACGAGGCCAAGAAGACCCAAAAGGGAAAGCACCUCACCGUCUCCGCCUCUCUAAGCCAGAUCCCCCUCCUUAUGCGGGGCGGCCACAUCUUUCCUCGCCGCGACAUCCCCCGCCGCUCGGCGGCCACGAUGAAGUUCGACGACUACACCUUGGUCGUCUCGGCCUCCAAGGCCGGCACCGCCGAGGGCGAGCUGUACGUCGACGACGGCGACAGCUUCGACUUUGAGCAUGGCCAGUACAUCCACCGCAGGUUCUCGCUCGACCAGUCCGCCCUCCGCUCAACCGAGGCAGAGGGACGGGACGCGGCGUCGCUCAAGCAGGGCAAGUGGCUCCAGGCCAUGAGGGAGGUGUACGUGGACAAGAUCAUCGUGGUGGGGGCUCCCGCCGCGUGGAGCAGGGAGGAGGUGCAGAUCACCUCUGAGGGCCGCUCGUGGCCUGUCAAGGUGCAGUACCAUCCCGCUGCCAACGGCAAGGCUGCUUUUGCCGUUGUUGGAAGGGUUGGCGCUCGCAUCGGCGAGGACUGGAGCAUCGAGCUUGCGUGA